This is a messenger RNA of Anthonomus grandis grandis, 1696 nucleotides long. Its product is annotated as cytochrome P450 4c3-like. The record is from RefSeq and is a predicted model, not a curated record. Gene Ontology annotation, molecular function: oxidoreductase activity, acting on paired donors, with incorporation or reduction of molecular oxygen; heme binding; monooxygenase activity. The transcript has 8 exons. NCBI's taxonomy places the organism in Eukaryota, Metazoa, Arthropoda, Insecta, Coleoptera, Curculionidae. The coding region runs from base 108 to 1640 and encodes 510 amino acids.
GAUUAUGAUAACCAUUGUUAUCUUUUUUCUUGGUUACUAAUUGUUAAAAAAUAAGAAUAAUACCAAUUCGCAUAUCGCACGCAGUAGUAAUAUUUUCGUAUUUCACGAUGGAUCUACGAAAUUCGGAAACAUUGUUCCUACCUGCUCUUAUCAUAGUAUUUUUACUCAUAUUGUUUUUUUAUUUAUUUAAGUCUUUGAAACAGUUCGUAAGAUACUGGAUUCUUAUUUACAAACUUCCUACCGGACAUGGAAGGCAGUUUUUCUUUGGACAUGCUGGUAGACUUUUUAUGAAACGUCCAGAGGAAGGGUUUAAUAUGGCCCGGGAAUGGAGCCAAAAAGCACCUCCAGUGUAUACUAUGUUCCUUGGACCAGCUUCUGUAUUUGUUGCUGUAAUUGGACCAGUCGAAUUAGAGCAAGUAAUAGGGUCAAUGAAACACAUGGAAAAGUCUAAGGGAUACCACUUUUUACAUCGAUGGCUAGAACAAGGACUUUUAACUAGUUCGGGAUCUAAAUGGCAGAAAAGAAGAAAAAUAUUAACUCCAGCUUUUCAUUUUUCCAUUCUUCUGGAUUUCGUUGAUACUUUUAAUAGCGAAACUAAUAAAUUUCUUAACCAAAUUGAGAGCAAAUAUUUAAAUCAGCCUGUAAAUAUUGUCCCUCUUAUCUCUGACUUUACUCUAUUGACCAUGAGUGAAACUUCAAUGGGCACUAGGCUUGAGGAGCACCAAGAGGGUCUUAAGUACAAAAAUGCGAUAGCAAGCUUAGGAUCUAUUUUAUACUAUAGAAUAAUAUCUCCCUGGUUGUGGCAUAAUGCAAUAUUCGACCUUACGUCAUUCAGAAAACAAGAAUAUUCUGCCGUUAAAACUUUACAUAACUUUACGAAUCAAAUUAUUAAAAAAAGAUCUGAAAACUUUAAGACUUUCAAUGAGGAGUUCGGUAAUAGUUUUAUAAAAAGGAAACACCCCCUUUUAGAUGUCCUGUUAAAUGCUUUCGUUAAAAAUAAGGACAACAUAGAUGAACAGGGAAUCAGAGAGGAAGUUAACACAUUUAUGUUUGAAGGACAUGAUACCACAGCAAUGUGUCUUAACUUUACCACAAUGUUAUUGGCCUGUCAUAGGGAAAUUCAGGAAGAAGUUUAUCAGGAAAUUGUUAGCAUCUUGGGACCAGACUUGAACAAUUUGCCUUCCUACUCUGACCUACAACAACUACAUUUAUUAGAAAGGUGUAUAAAGGAAGGUCUUAGAUUGUACCCUCCAGUACCACUAAUCGCACGAAAGGCAAGCGAAGAUAUUGAAACAAAAUACGGAAUUAUUCCUAAAGAUGCAUACGUGUUUACACAUGUAUAUGAUGUUCAUAGGAAUCCCGACCACUGGCCAGAUCCAGAUACAUUUGAUCCCUCCAGACAUUUACCGGAAAAUUCGAAAGGAAGGCAUCCGUUUUCGUAUAUUCCAUUUAGUGCUGGACCAAGGAAUUGUAUAGGUCAACGUUUCGCCAUGCUAGAAAUGAAAUCAUUUUUCUGUGGCGUCUUACGAAAGUUUAUAUUGCAACCAGUGGAUACGCCCGAAACCAUAACACUCUGUCAAGAUAUGAUUAUAAGAUCGAGAGACGGUAUCAGGGUGAAGUUUGAAUUAAGAAAUAAAUAAAAUGUAUAAUAUUUUACCUUUAUGAUUGCAUAAAAAAUAUAAUUUUAUUACUUGAA